AUUGCAGAAAAAAAAAAAAAGGAUAAAAGCUUAUAAAUUUAUAUCUUGCUUAACAAAUAAUUACAUCAGCCGCCAAAGCAGAUUACAAAACAACAGUGUACUUCCUAUAUCCAUAUACCCACGCAUACAACUGACUAAAGUCGGAUUCCUUGAACCUGCAUGUGAAUUUCCUUGUUGGUCAAACGGAGCAUUUGUACAACAUUCCUGUUGUAAAAAAUAAAUUGAAAAUGAAAGAAAUCGAAAAUCCCAAUUCUAUUUUUUUUUUCUGAGAAGUUAAUAGCCAGGAUUAAAUCCAAAAGAGAAAAGAGGCCUAGUGGCUAUGAACUCGUGGGAUUCUAGAAUUUGAGACGUAGCAAAAUGUGAAUGGUCUCGGCAAAGUAAAUUAGCCUAAGUAACAUUUUUUGACUCACAAAAAUGGAGCUACCAAACGCGCUUUCACGCGUAGAAAACUGUUGAGCGCAGGGGAAAGGGGGAAACUUACUUUUAUUUAUUCUGGAGUGGAAAGUGAACUUGGGCCCUCCUCGGUCACGCGGAAAUGAUUAAGGAACACCAGUGCAUGACAGCGUGAGAAUGUACCUUCCAAUUAUGAUAUGCAAUUCUUUCACACACUCUCUCUCUCAAUUCAGUCAUAUUUAUGUCCAGGAUCAGUAGGCGGAAGCACCAAGUUGAUCCAAAUUUCGAUAUAUUGUCAAAGCAGUAAGUCAAAAACACUUCCAUUCCAAUGGCUUCGAUGUCAACUUCUUCGUCCUCUACACGAUGCUCAUCCAUCUUGGAUGAUCCAUCAAAUCCUCUGUACCUGCACCAUGAAGAAAGCCCUGAUGCUAUGCUUGUGUAUCAACCUCUUGUGGGAGAGAAUUACCCAACUUGGGCAAGAUCAAUGCGAAUGGCAUUGAUUGCCAAGAACAAGUUGGGAUUUAUUGAUGGCACAUUGACUCUCUUAUCUCCAGUGGUUAAAACAUCUUCCGCAAUUCAAGCUUGGAUUCGCUGUGACAAAAUGGUUACUUCUUGGAUCCUCAAUUCUGUUUCUCAAGAGAUUGCUACAAGCAUAGUCGAUAAGGACACUGCUCUUGAAAUCUGGAAUGACCUUAGGGAAAGAGUUUCACAAGCAAAUGGAGCACGAGUUUUUCAAUUACAGAAGGAUAUUGCUGGAAUUACUCAAGGUCAAUCAUCAAUUACAUCAUAUUUCACUCAAUUGAAUGUGCUCUGGGAUCAAUUGCAAAAAUUUCGACCUUUUCCAAUGUGUUCUUGUGGAUUUUGCACUUGCAACUUAGGUCAGAAACUCAAUGAUCUUCAGCAUCAAGAUUUAGUGAUGCAAUUCUUAAUGGGUCUUAAUGACUCCUAUGCUCAAGUUAGGGCACAAAUUUUGUUGAUGGAUCCUCUCCCACCCAUCAAUGAAGUGCACUCUUUGCUAAUUCAAGAAGAAAGGCGUUGUAGUGUGGGAAACAAUUCAUGUCCUCAUGUGGAAUCAUCAACCCUAGUUACUAAGGUAUCUUCUUCUUCAGGAAACAAAAAUAACAAGAACUCUAAAGGGAAAGAAAAGCUCACUUGCAAUCACUGUGGAAUGAAUGGUCACACUGUUGACAAGAAUUCUAGUUCUGCAUCUACUUCAUUUGCAUUCACUCAGGAGCAAUGUCAACGGUUCUUGGCUAUGUUGGGAACUAACUCCACUUCUAUGGCAGAAUUUGUAGCCAACAACUUAGAAUUUGGUAAUCCAACAAUUAGUGAGGAAAGAAUUCCAUCACUCGUAGAGUCUUCAUUUUCCCCAUCAGCCAAGUUGGAGUCUGUUAGUUCUGUAUUGAAUGGAACAAAUCCAAUUCCAGCCAACAACUCUGACACUGAUGCUAAUGGAGCAAGAAGUCUUUCCAUUUCAUUACUCUUCCCACCUGCCAUGUCUGAAAUUGAAACAGAUGAUAGUUGUUCAGAAUCUAAUGAAACACCUCGUGCAGCAGCACAAUUCUCUUAUUCUAUAUCGUCAUGCUUCCCACCAGGUAGGUCUGAAACAGACAGUAGUUCUGAAACUGAUCCUUCCAGCACAGCAAGCCCUGGACGUACAGCAACCUUCAAAGAGAUUCUUAAGCCGAAGAGCAGUAAUAAUUCAAAAUCUAACCGAACACCUCCAAAAUUCUCUCAUUCCAAAAAAAAUGACAUUUUAUCAUUAUUUUCCACAGCCAUGUCACUAACAAACAGUUCCAAAAGACCUAGACACACAAUCCUAACAAGAAGAUUCAAAGGCGUAGAAAUUAUAGUUAGGGAAAAAUUUCCUUUGAAAAUGCUACUUGAAGCCACUAACAACUUUUCAAAAGAUUGCGAGAUUGGAAAAAAUGGCUUUGGCUCACUGUACCAUGCCAUUUUAGAUGAUGGCCGAGAAGUGACUAUUCAUCGUGCUGAAAUUUCAAUGUCUGAGCAAUUUGUAAAUGAAUUCCUACGUGGAGUGGAAGCUUGGUCACGACUCGAACACAAGAAUGUUGUUCGCUUAUUGGGAUUUUGUGAAGAUGGUAAGGAUGGCUUAUUGGUCUACGAGUACUUGGGAUAUGGUACCCUUCAUUGGCAUCUUCACAAUCCUGAAAGUACUUCUCUAAUGUCAUGGGCUGCCCGGAUUAAAGUGGCACUAGACAUAGCCAGAGGCAUUGAAUACCUACACGUGUAUGCAGUACCACAAAUCAUACACCGCAGUAUCAAACCGUCUAACAUAUUUCUAGAUGCCAUGUUGACUGCUAAGCUGUCUAAUUUCAACUUAUCUAUGGAAGCCCCUGUGGACGAUUGGUCUGGUUAUGAAUGUGAAAGGCUGGUGGACACUCUUCGGUACACGGCGCCUGAUUACUUUAUUGCCAGUUUGGAAACCAAAGUUGACGUGUACAGUUUUGGAGUAGUAUUGUUAGAAAUGUUGUUUGGGUGCAAGGUAUAUCAUGCAAAUGAAAAUGAUGAGAAAAGGCUUGUAGUUGAUUUUGUAGCGCCAUACAUUGCCCAAAAGGAAAUUCACAAGAUUUUGGACCCAAAAGUACCACCACCUUCCCCAUUGGAAAUGGAGGCACUGGCAAAUGUUGCAUCCCUAGCAUUGGAUUGUGUAAGUAGAGAACAUGUACUUCGCCCCUCAAUGUUUAAGGUUGCAAACAGCAUACAAAGUGCCUGGAAUGGGAUUUUGGAAGGGCAGGUAAUUGCUGACAAUUCAAUUGCAUGCAAUUGUGAAUCCAUUAGUGAUGCGGAAAGUGAAUUUUAAGAGACUGGCAGAAUAUCUUAAGAGAGUUGUAGCGCAAAGAGGGCACAAACGACAGGGAGCAACUCCCCGCUGAGGGAUAUAGGAAAGUUGUUAGGAAUAGUUGUAAUAGCUAAAUCUAUUUAUUGUGUUUUUUAUUUUUAUUUUUAUUUUUUAUAAAUAAAUCUAUCUGUUGUUGCUAUUUAAAUUUUACAUAUCAGGUUUAUUAGUCAAGCCAAUUCACUGUUGUUUGCU
This is a messenger RNA of Quercus robur (English oak), 3448 nucleotides long. RefSeq names its product proline-rich receptor-like protein kinase PERK8. The record is from RefSeq and is a predicted model, not a curated record. Gene Ontology annotation, molecular function: ATP binding; protein serine/threonine kinase activity. Bases 722 to 3217 code for a protein of 831 amino acids. Lineage: Eukaryota; Viridiplantae; Streptophyta; Magnoliopsida; Fagales; Fagaceae. Gene Ontology annotation, biological process: protein phosphorylation. The transcript is spliced from 4 exons.